AUGGCCAAAGCCAAAAGCUUCAUCGGUACUGUGUACGGAUCCGUCACAGAGAGAUCAGGCGAUAGGGAAACCGGGAGGCCCGGAGAGCGACCCAUGUCGCUGCUAGUUAUCCACCGCCAAGAUGUGCAACAGCGUAUCGCUGCAUGCGGAGCGUGCAUGGAGCGGAGGAUGCGAUGGCAGAGUCUGGUCGAUGCAACAUUCUUCUUCACCGGUGCGGGUCCCAAGGGGUGCAUCAACGGUCUUGCAGCGCGAAACAUCCCUCUUUUGGCGAUAGCCCUGCCUCUUGAACCAGGCACGACGCACGCUGACUGUCACCCCGCUCUGACAAGAGCCGCAAGUCGCCAACACGGCCCGACGGAGAAAGGGUCUUGGACGAGCGUGUUUGGGCUCGCCAGGCUGGAUGAAUGCAGUUCCUCGAUAUCCGCGCUUUGGCUUCACAUGAAUCGCCGAUCCUUCUCGCGCGUUGGUGCGACGAGAGGCUGGGCUCCGUGGGGCCCAGCGGCCAGGGCCUGGACCGCCUGCGGCAAGUCGGGCGACCUGAGCUCCGCUGGGCUUCUGGAGCAGCAUUGA
Molecule: messenger RNA, 570 nt
Organism: Thermothielavioides terrestris NRRL 8126
Lineage: Eukaryota; Fungi; Ascomycota; Sordariomycetes; Sordariales; Chaetomiaceae
Exons: 2
Coding region: 1-570 (189 amino acids)
Source: RefSeq, a predicted model, not a curated record